Messenger RNA from Temnothorax curvispinosus, 1298 nucleotides. RefSeq lists its product as uncharacterized. The record is from RefSeq and is a predicted model, not a curated record. The transcript is spliced from 2 exons. Lineage: Eukaryota; Metazoa; Arthropoda; Insecta; Hymenoptera; Formicidae. Gene Ontology annotation, biological process: proteolysis. Bases 1 to 1278 code for a protein of 425 amino acids. Gene Ontology annotation, molecular function: aspartic-type endopeptidase activity.
AUGUUAGGCGAUCAAAAACCUUCACACCUUCUUAAUCAUAUGAAUAAUCUUAAUAACGGUCAGUGCAGCCCAGCGGUGCUCAGAUCUUUGUUUAUCGAGCAACUUCCUGUCUCUCAUAAAGCCAUUUUAGCCGCGAUUAACGAGCAAGAUUUGCAUAAGCUGGCCAAAAUAGCGGAUAGGAUUUCCGAGACUAAUAACCCGAAUACAUCGGUAGUACCGUUCGUCGUUACGGUAAACCAAGCGAAAAAUGUUGCACCCUCAUCUAGUAUCGAUAAAAAAUUAAACCAACUUACUAAGCAAUUCGCGGCCCUUAAUAAAGAGGUGUUUAAAUCGCGACUUGGAAAACUAAAAUCCCCUCCUCGCAACGAGACGGUCGGGGAUAACGGGGCGACUCAAAGCCGUCUUCACGUUUUCGACCGCAUUACAGGUCAACAAUUUCUUAUCGAUACUGGCGCGGAAAUUUCAAUUCUCCCCGCAACGCUGCGCGAUAAAAAAACGCCGUCUGAACUUAAAUUAUUUGCGGCUAAUAAUACUAAUAUUGACACCUAUGGUGAACGUCGCCUUGCUUUAGAUUUCGGUCUUCGGCGACCUAUAGUUUGGAAUUUUCGCGUAGCAGCAGUCUCUAAUGCAAUCUUAGGUGCGGAUUGUCUAAAACAUUAUCAACUUCUGGUUGACUUACACAAGCGUCGACUUAUCGAUACGUGCACUAAGCUCUUCACUGCGGGUGAAAUUCGAGUCGUUCGCGAAAAUAAGAUAUCAACGGUAAAUCGCGAAGCUAAUUUCGCAAAUAUUCUUUUAGAAUUUCCGGAGAUAACGGGAGUUAGUCAGCUAAUUCCAUUUGGAACACGUGAUGUUGAACAUCACAUUCUAACUUCCGGUCUGCCAGUCACAGAACGUCCUCGACGUUUGCCGCCGGAUAAAUUGGCGGCAGCUAAAGCGGAAUUUAAACGUUUUGUGGAGUUAGGCAUUUGCAGACCUUCUAGUAGCCCUUGGUCUAGCCCUAUUCACCUCGUUCGCAAAAAGAACGGUGAGUGGCGAGUAUGCGGUGAUUACCGCCGGGUAAAUGCGAUAACCGUUCCAGAUAAAUAUCCCGUUCCUCAUCUCCAUGAUUUUUCUGCCAAUCUUGCAGGAAAAACCAUUUUUUCGGUUUUAGAUUUUUUUAAAGCAUACCACCAGAUACCGGUGGCUAAAGAAGAUGUACCUAAAACGGCCGUCAUUACCCCAUUCGGGUUGUUUGAAUACGUUUACAUGACUUUUGGUCUUCGCAACGCGGCGUAAUCGUUUCAGCGUUACAUUCA